UCGAUUCCGCUUUCUUCUCGCUCCCUUUUCUCUCUCUCUCUCUCUCGCUCUGUGCGAAUUCCUUUUUCUCUCUUUGUACGCGAAAGCGACCGCAGAUCCUAAUGCAGUUACUGAAAUUUCGAUGUUCUGGGAAGAUUUUAUGGCGAUCGGGUUGAUUCUUCCCGGUUUGAUCAGAAUCUGAGUUCUUGCUAAAGCAUUCUUAUCGCUUACAGUUAUUCAAAAUUUCAAAUAUGUGGAAGUUCAAACCAUUUGCUCAAAAAGAACCCGCGGGGCUAGAAGGCCGAUAUCUCGAUGUUGGAAAUCUUAAAAUUCAAGUCAGGAACAUCAUUGCAGAAGGAGGUUUCUCCAGUGUCUACUUGGCUCAGGAUGCAACACAUGCAUCAAAGCAGUAUGCUUUGAAGCACAUUAUAUGCAAUGACGGAGAGUCACUAGAACUUGUGAUGAAAGAGAUCUCGGUAAUGAAAUCUCUGAAGGGACAUCCAAAUGUUGUCACGCUCUAUUCACAUGGUAUCUUGGACAUGGGGAGAAAAAAAGAAGCCCUUCUAGUGAUGGAAUUUUGCGGGAAAUCUCUCGUCAGUGUACUGGAGAGCAGAGGUUCUGAUUACUUUGAAGAGAAACGGGUUCUUUCGAUUUUCAGAGAUGUGUGCAAUGCUGUCUUUGCUAUGCAUUGUCAAUCGCCGCCUAUUGCUCACAGGGACUUGAAGGCUGAGAACCUUCUGCUAAGUUCAGAAGGACAGUGGAAGUUGUGUGACUUUGGGAGCAUUUCAACUAAUCACAAGAGAUUUGAAAGGGCCGAAGAAAUGGGCAUCGAAGAAGACAAUAUUAGGAAAUACACAACGCCGUCAUAUAGAGCCCCCGAGGUUAUGUGGGAUUUAUUUAUGAGAGAGCUCAUAAGUGAGAAGGUCGACAUAUGGGCUCUUGGCUGUCUCCUCUUCAGAAUAUGCUAUUUCAAGAAUGCAUUUGAUGGAGAAUCGAAGCUACAGAUAUUAAAUGGGAACUAUCGUAUACCAGACAUGCCUAAGUACACUUCAUAUGUCACUGAUUUGAUCAAAGACAUGCUUCAAGCUUCACCAGAUGAACGACCAGAUAUCACACAGGUUUGGUUUCGUGUCAAUGAACAGUUGCCUGCUAAUUUGCAGAAGUCAUUACCUGAUAGACCACCUGAGAUGCAAUCUACUGAAGUUCAUGCCGGGUCAUCCAACUUUGCAAAUAAAUCUUCUCCUGUACCUCUGAGAAGUCCACCUCCACCAACUUCUUCUUCUGGAGAAACGGCUUGUGGAGGCCAGCUCGGUGCAUUCUGGUCCACUCAACAUGCGAAGAACUCACUUUCCAUGGACGGGAAAAUCAUUCCUAAAUCUGAUGAACUGAAUAGGUACAGUAACACAUUGAAAACUGAAAGAGUUCGUGUGGAGAGUCAUCAUUUACACAAAAACCCGAGCCCUGUGAGAGAAGCACGUGCUGCACAAAGGAAUUCACACCCUUCCAAUUUAAUCCCUGCAACCGACAGGCCGAAAGUGUCAAAAGAUGAUGCUUUCAACACUUUUGUAGCAGAAUUCGAUACCAAGAAGCUUGAUAAUGGCACUGGUAAUGGUAAAUCUGCCAAGGAUGAGACAUUGGAAGCUGAGAUCGAGAGGCUCAAAGAACAGUUGAAACAAGCUAACACAGAAAAGGCUGAGAUGACUGCCAAGUUCGAAAAGCUUUCUUGUAUAUGCAAAACUCAGAGACAAGAGUUACAUGAGCUAAAGCAAAGGCUUGCUGCUAAAACUUCAGCAUCUCCUAGCCGAGACAGUCCACAAAUUCAAAUUUCAUCGGGAGCUCGUUCAACUCUUCCGGAAGACAGAUCAGAUUGGGCGAGUGGGAACUCGGCCCCGAAGGCAUGGAAAGCUUUCAGCGAUGAACCCAAACCCGGGUUGCAGACUGCAUCAAAGGGCAACAACAUUAGUAAUAAUCAGUCUGUUAUAACCAGAAACAGUCAGCCAAGCAAGACAGCAAGCCAAGGUUUCGAUCCAUGGGGUUUCGAGACAGAUUCGUUCAGAGCCGCCACCACACUGUCUUCUUCUGCCUCUGCAAUGCAAAGACCUCUCGGCUCGGAUAACAACGCCCCUCAACCUGCUGGAUGGGCAGGCUUCUAACUUUCAUGCCAUUGAGUUCCAAUAUGAAUGUCAAAGAUCUUGGUUCAAGGUUAUCGACUGGACAUAUCUUAAUCAUAAACCUAGUCAAGAUCUGGGUACUGGUGUCAGAACCGAUGAAUUGUGUCUAAAGCCUGAAACUUUGACAGUUCUGCAAAUCAAACCCACCACGAGAAGCUACAGCAUUUCCGUAAAGUACAAGAAAGAAAAGUCUCGGAAUUUCAGACAAGAAGAAACACCCACAAGGCAGAUUUCCGGAAGUCAUAUUAUCUCUGAAACCCACGACUUAAGUUCGAAGGAUUUCGAUAUAGACAAGGCAGAAGACAUAACUAUAAAUUUAAAGACAAUAUUGAUAUUCAGUUAAAUUUUGUUGGGUGUAAAAAAAAAAUAUAUAUUCUUGGGAAAAAAUCCGCUAAAUCUUUUUCUUUGAGAAGUAACGGCGCCUCGUGGAAAUUUGAAUCUUUGCUUCGUGCUUCGUAUCAAUACAACGGAAAUUAUUCA
Tarenaya hassleriana is the source of this 2630-nucleotide messenger RNA. Its product is annotated as AP2-associated protein kinase 1-like. The coding region runs from base 231 to 2132 and encodes 633 amino acids. Lineage: Eukaryota; Viridiplantae; Streptophyta; Magnoliopsida; Brassicales; Cleomaceae. Gene Ontology annotation, cellular component: cytoplasm. The record is from RefSeq and is a predicted model, not a curated record. Gene Ontology annotation, molecular function: protein serine/threonine kinase activity; ATP binding. Gene Ontology annotation, biological process: protein phosphorylation. The transcript has 9 exons.